Messenger RNA from Trametes versicolor FP-101664 SS1, 3121 nucleotides. RefSeq names its product FAD/NAD-P-binding domain-containing protein. Gene Ontology annotation, molecular function: N,N-dimethylaniline monooxygenase activity; NADP binding; flavin adenine dinucleotide binding. The record is from RefSeq and is a predicted model, not a curated record. The coding region runs from base 1 to 1803 and encodes 600 amino acids. The transcript has 9 exons. Lineage: Eukaryota; Fungi; Basidiomycota; Agaricomycetes; Polyporales; Polyporaceae.
AUGGCUCUCAACCCUCGUCUCAUUGCUUCCACCUGGCUGGCUGCACUCACGGCCGCCUCGCAGAACGGCGACAGCAGCGCAUUCGCUCAGCUCUUUCUGCCCAAUGGGUGGCUUCGGGACCUUUUGGUCUUCACGUGGGACAUCCGCGCCCUCGAAGGACGCGACAAGGUUGCAGCACACGUCGCCAACACUCUGGCCAACGCCCAGAUCAAGGACAUUAAGCUCGACGAUACCACCUAUCUUGCGCCAGAGGUGUCUUUCCUCCCACAGAUUCAUGCCGUAGAUGUCGAAUUCGCCAUCACCUUCGAAUGCCGCACCGGCCACGGGCGUGGUCACGUCCGUCUCCUUCCAGACCAGGACGGCACCUUCCGGGCUCUCACUGCCCUGCUCAUGCUCUCGGACCUCAGGGGCCACGAAGAGCAGAACGUCCUCACCUUCCGGGAUGAUACUGCAGCUCCCGGCCGCGACCUACAGAAGGACUUCACCGAUUGGGUUCACGGAGUGGAGACGAACCCUCACGUCUUGAUAGUUGGCGGCGGCCAGACGGCUCUCCAGAUUGCGGCACGGUUCAAGCAGAUGGACAUUCCUGCAUUGGUCGUCGAGCGUUAUGCGCGGAUCGGCGAUAGCUGGCGGAAACGAUACCCGUCUCUGACGCUGCAUACUGUUCGAAGACAUCACACCUUGCUGUAUCAACCAUACCCUUCAAACUGGCCCCAAUUCACGCCGCGCGACAAGAUCGCAGACUGGCUAGAACAAUACGCGGUCACACAAGACCUAGUGGUGUGGACGAACGCGGAGCUCAAGGUGCAGCCAAUAUACAACGCAGAGACCAAAGACUGGGAUGUCACGAUCCUCCGCGAGGGAUUCGACGUCAAGCUGCGCCCCGCGCACAUCGUGCUCGCCACCGGCACGCUCGGCGAGCCGAACAUCCCAGACAUCCCCGACGUCACGAGCUUCGCCGGGCAGGUCAUGCACUCGCAGCACUUCGCUGGAGGCUCCCUGUACGCGGGGAAGCGCGUCGUCGUGAUCGGCGCGGGGAACAGCUCAAUCGACAUCUGCCAGGACCUCGUCUGGCGCGGGGCGGAGUCGGUCACGAUGGUGCAGCGCUCGCAGACGUGCGUGCUCGCGCGCGAGUACGUGUGCGGGCUGCUGAGGCAGUCGUUUCCGGAGGACGUGCCGCUGCCGAUUGCGGACUUCCGCUGGGGGUCGUUCCCCUUGGGUUUGUUGAAGCAGCUGACGAUUGCCGACCAGCAGUCGGCGUGGGAUGCAAACAAGGAGCUCCACGACAAGCUGAGGAAAGGUGGACUUAAUUUGAGCAUGGGUCCAGAAGGACAGGGUAUAUACCUGCUCACCUUAGAGCGCGGUGGAGGUGCGUCCCAUCAUAUCACAAGCGGAGGCGCGGACAUGAUUGCAGACGGAAGAAUCAAAGUGAAGAGUGGCAUCUCCCCGCAACGGUUUACAGAGACAGGGCUUGUCAUGAGCGACGAGUCCGAGCUUCCUGCGGACGUGGUGAUCUUCGCGACUGGGUUCGUGCGCAUCAGGGAAGCAAACGCGGAAGUAUUGGGCCGUGAAGUCAUCGACAAGACAGACGAGGUGUACGGGCUCGACGAAGAAGGCGAGAUCAAAGGCAGCUAUCGCCCGUCCGGCCAUCCUGGGCUGUGGUUUGCUACCGGCGACUACUUCAUCUCACGCUUCAUGUCGAAGGCACUGGCUCUGCAACUCAAAGCGAUACAACUCGGGCUUUUGGAGCAUGAUGGCCGUCGACCCAGCGCAAAGGACAAGGAGCAAGUCAGCAAGCUGUGAUUGAGGCCCCCGGGGAAUUGUAGCUUGGUGUACGAUACCCAUACAUAGACUGCAUGUCGUCUGUAGGGACACCCGUCCCGACACGCAACCGAUACCCAGACCUUCCGAGAAGCCUCAAACGGGCUGGAGGGCGUUUUGCAACGAAUAGCUGGUGUCCGUAACAUGCGCGUAGACGUCCGGAGGUGGCGGUCCAUCGGCGGCCUCGUCUUCGCUCUCCUCAGAGCCGAGCAUUACGUGCGCGAUCUCGCUCUCCGGUUCCGUCACGUCCACAAUGAGACCGCGGAGCACUUCCACCAGGUCUGGACGCGUCGUCUCGAUUUCCUGCAGCCACCGUCGGCUGACCAUCCAGCGCGCAACGCCCUUCGGAGGUAGGAACAGGCCGUCCUUGGGCAGGCCUUCGCGUCGGACCCGCGCAGCCCCACGCUUCGGUUUGACGCUCUUUUCAACACGGUCGUGUGCAUCUAGGACGCCGUAGAAGCGUAGCAACCGUGCGCUGCGCCAAGAGGGACCCCGCGUCUGGAACGCCUGCACCCUAUCACCGUUCUCGGCGUACUCGCCGUCGGACUCCUCGGAGGACAUGCAGUCCUGGUGCAGGGCGCUCUCGAAGACGGGCUGCGCGAACGCGUCCAGUUUCUUACGCGCGUCGGUGCGGUUGCCUAGUUUCGCCUUCUUGCGCUGUAACCGACGCGCCCUGAGCGCCUUGUGGUUCUCCUUGCGUUUUAGACGCGUUGCGGUAGUUGCGUCGCUCUGAGCUUUGUGCUUCUGUCGGAGCGUGGUGAACACCUGAUCGAAGACGCUAUCCAGGGUCUUCUUGUUGAAAUCCUUCUCCGGGACCUGCUUGUAUGCGCUGUGAUUGGUCUUGAUGUCGUUGACGACCCGUCUCUUCAUCGCCGCGUUGUGUGCAGACUGCUUCGGGGUCUUGAGCCAGACGAACCGCACGGGCUGGUCGGCGAGCAAGGGGGCACCUUCAAAAUGGCUUUCGGGGAGGUCUUCGUCGCGUUUGAGUUUCAUCAUCUUCCGGAUAUGAAUCCUCAUGGCAUGAUGGAUCGUGGAACAGCGGCCGCUGACAUUCCAGCUUUCGCCCACGCAGUCGGGGGAAUCGUCAUCCGAAUCGUCCUCGCUUCCGCUGUAGCUACGGUCGCUCUCCUCCUCAGCGGCAGGGCGCGGCCGCUUGCGAGGAUUCACCCGAGGUUUGGGAGAGGCGGGAACGGGUGUGACAGAUGGCCCUAUCGACUGUGGCGUAGGCGGCGCAAGCAAUUCGGUAGGUUCUGUCUGAAGCGUGCUCGGUGUUGUUCGUGUAGACGCAAAUUGUGGUGAC